Eupeodes corollae is the source of this 1417-nucleotide messenger RNA. It is a transcript of the gene Cyp40, whose product is annotated as peptidyl-prolyl cis-trans isomerase D. Gene Ontology annotation, cellular component: intracellular membrane-bounded organelle. The transcript has 6 exons. Gene Ontology annotation, molecular function: protein binding; peptidyl-prolyl cis-trans isomerase activity. NCBI's taxonomy places the organism in Eukaryota, Metazoa, Arthropoda, Insecta, Diptera, Syrphidae. Gene Ontology annotation, biological process: protein peptidyl-prolyl isomerization. The coding region runs from base 121 to 1248 and encodes 375 amino acids. The record is from RefSeq and is a predicted model, not a curated record.
GCAGAUUUGACAUUUCUCUUGAUUUUUAAUUACAAAAGUUUGCACUUAUUUCAAACUCAAUUUAUUUUUAUUGUUUUUCUCAUUUAAUUCAAAAAAAAGAAAACUUUUUCACUUUGAAGAAUGUCGGAACUAGCUUAUCCAGCUUGUCCUGACAAUUCCAUUGUCUAUUUUGACAUAAAUAUUGGCCAAGAAUUUGCCGGUCGCAUGAUCAUUGAACUGAGGAAGGAUGUUGUGCCAAUGACUGCUGAGAACUUUCGAUGCCUUUGUACCGGCGAACAAGGAAUCGGUCGCAUGGGAAAGCCAUUGCACUAUAAGGGCAUCAAAUUUCACAAAGUAACUCGAGUGUAUGUGGCACAAGGCGGCGAUGUCGUGAACAACGAUGGUUCGAGUGGUGACAGUAUUUAUGGACCCAUGUUCGAGGAUGAGAACUAUAUCCUUAAGCAUGACGAAGGUGUUGUUAGUAUGGCAAACUAUGGUCAACGGAAUUCGAAUAACUCCCAGUUUAUCAUAACAUCUGUGGUAUGCGAUGUCUUGAAUGGGACAAAUGUUGUGGUGGGCAAAGUGCUGCGGGGCUUGGGUAUAAUUGGAGACAUGGAACAGAACACCUCGGAUGAGGGUCAACCGGCGGAGGAAAUAUACAUUGCCAAUUGUGGCGAGAUACCGGCUGGUGAAGAUUGGGGAUACAAGGACAAAGAUGGAGCCGAUAUUUGGCCACCCUAUCCACAGGAUUGGGAAGAGAAAUAUAAUCAACAUAAGCCUCAAGAGAUUGUAAGCAUGCUGACAGUUAUCCGCAAUGCAGGCAAUGAAUUCUUUGCCAGCGAACAGUACUACGAAGCCCGAAGGAAGUACCGUAAAGCCACGCGAUAUUACAACUUCUUCCGGAAGAAGUUCGAAUGGAAAGAAGAAGGAUACGAAAACGCAGAAGAUCUUACUUCAUUAGAUCAAUUCAAUGUCUUAAAUUGCGUCAACAUGGCGGCAGUGGAAAUGAAAAUCGGGCAGUAUUCAAAUGCUAAGCAUUAUUCUACAGAGGCAAUUCGAUUCGAUCCAACGAACAGCAAAGCCUAUUUCCGGCGGGGCCAAGCAAAUAUUUCCCUACAAAAUUACGAGGAAGCAAUUGUCGACCUGACAAAAACCAAAUCACUCGUUCCUGAUAAUAAAAGGGUUCUGAACGAACUGAAUCGUGCCAAAAAGCUACAAGCUGAAUUUGAUCGAACCCAAAAGCAGGCUUUAAGGAAUCUCUUUAAAUAAAUACAAAUUUACAAAAUUAUUUUAUACCUCAGCAUUUCAGAGGUUAUCCCAAAAAAAAAGUAUACGUAAUAUUUAAUGUUGAAUGUUGUGUAUAUGAAAAUGUUAUAAACAAAAACAAGUUAAGUUAAAAAUUCUAUUAUUUUCCACUUUUAAUAAAACUAUUUUUUUU